Messenger RNA from Radiomyces spectabilis, 1806 nucleotides. RefSeq names its product KRI1-like family C-terminal-domain-containing protein. The coding region runs from base 1 to 1806 and encodes 601 amino acids. The record is from RefSeq and is a predicted model, not a curated record. Gene Ontology annotation, biological process: endonucleolytic cleavage in ITS1 to separate SSU-rRNA from 5.8S rRNA and LSU-rRNA from tricistronic rRNA transcript (SSU-rRNA, 5.8S rRNA, LSU-rRNA). NCBI's taxonomy places the organism in Eukaryota, Fungi, Mucoromycota, Mucoromycetes, Mucorales, Radiomycetaceae. Gene Ontology annotation, cellular component: nucleolus; 90S preribosome. The transcript has 8 exons.
AUGGAAGAUUUCCAACGCCCCGCUUCCGCUUUUCCGGAAGAAGAGAAUGAAUCGGGAUCGGAAGCCGGUUCAAAUUCUGAAGAGGAGGAAAAUGACGAAGAGGAAGAAGACGAGGAAUCUGAAUCCGAGGACGAAGAAGAAGACGAAACAGCUGCACUUUUAACGCCUGCGUUGGAUUCACAGAUUCUGCGUACCAUUGCUGCUAUUCAGACAAAGGAUCCCAAAGUCUACGAUACCAAAAACAGCUUUUUCUCUGAGGAACAGCUGGAAAAAGCCAAAGCGGAAUGGGAAAAGAAGCAAAAAGAGCAAAAGAACAAGGAAAAGAAGAUGACUUUGAAAGAAUACCAAAACGAGGUUCUGUUGAAGCACGGCGGCUUUAUCGAAGAAGAAGAACAAGCUGCGGAAGAACCGCCAAUGACCCACACCGAGGAACAGGACGCGAUCAAAAAAGCUUUCAAAGCUGCAGCCUUUGGCACUCUUGACGACGAAGAGGAUGAAGAGGAAGAGGAAGACGAUUUCCUCACCAAACGAGACAAAACUCAUGAGGAACAGGAGGCGGAAGAAGAAGAUUACAAGUCGUUUCUUUUGGAGAAUAUGGCCGGAGAUGAAGCCGCAGCGGCAGCCUUCAAGGAAUGGCACAACUACAAAGACAAUCCAAACUUAUCGGCCGAUGAUGCUUUUUUGAUUGAUUAUGUCUUGAACCGUGGAUGGGUCGACAAGAGAGAAGCUCAAGCAGUUCCUACCUAUGAGGAAGUGACGGCGGUCGAUAGAGAUGAAGACGAAGAAUAUUUGGAUCAGGUGGAUCGUUUUGAAAGCAAAUACAAUUUCCGCUUCGAAGAAGAUGGUGGUGCACAAAUUAUUUCGCAUGCACGUAAUAUUGAAGGUACCGUUCGUCGAGAGGAAAGCCGACGAAAGCGCAACAGAGAACGAAAGAAAGCCAAGCGUGAAGCUCUCAAACAGCAGAAGAUGGAAGAAGUGAAGCGCUUAAAGAAUGAAAAGAUGAAGGAGAUUCAUGAACGCUUGAAGCAGAUUCAGGAAAUUACAGGAACAGAAGUAACCGGUUUGGAAAACCUUGAUCUGGAGGGUGACUUCGAUCCUGAAAAGUACGAUUCACAAAUGGCUGGCGUAUUUGACGACCAAUAUUAUGAAGGCGAAGAAAACGAGAAACCUGUGUGGGAUGAUGAUAUUGAAGGAUAUGAAUCCCAGGAGGAAGCAGGCGAGAAUUACAAUGACGAUGAUGAUAUGAUCAUGGAUGCCGAUUACUUACCUGGCGGUGAGAAGUAUGGUACCUUGUCCAACCGCAAGAAGCGUAAAUUGGCUCAAAUGGGAGCCGAUGCAACAGAAAGCGACAAAGUGAAACUGGCCAAGACUGUCGAGAAUUCUACAGGAGUCGAUGCCGCAGCAAAAUCACAGGCCAAGGAGGACUAUGAAAAAUUGAUGGAUGAAUACUACUCUUUGAAUUUCGAAGAUAUCAUUGGUGGCGAUCUCCCGACACGUUUCAAGUAUGCUCAAACGGAACCCGAAGAUUACGGUUUGACAGCGGAAGAAAUCCUUUUGGCAGACGACAAAGAAUUGAACAAAUACAUUGGCAUGAAAGCAUUAGCACCAUAUCGCAAUGAGCGCAAGAAGGCCUAUGAAAAGAAACAACUGCAGCGUGCGCAAAAGUCGAAACUGAGAACCCUUCGUCGACAUAUUGACUCCCAGCUGGAAAGAGUUCAGCAUAAAAAUCAAGGCUACAACAAACAUAAGCAUCAACAUGGUUCCGGCAAGCAUAAGCAUCACGACUCUGGCAAGUCUAAGCAUUAG